Messenger RNA from Syzygium oleosum, 1837 nucleotides. RefSeq lists its product as uncharacterized. Bases 297 to 1487 code for a protein of 396 amino acids. The transcript is spliced from 12 exons. The record is from RefSeq and is a predicted model, not a curated record. Lineage: Eukaryota; Viridiplantae; Streptophyta; Magnoliopsida; Myrtales; Myrtaceae.
CCUCCGGCCGCCCGGAUACCUGUCCUCCCGCCAAAGCGAGUGUACUUCCUCCUCGCGCAGGCUCCGGCGCACCAUAUAAAAAACCCCCCCCUGCAUGUCCACCGCCUGCCAUCCCGCGCCGAGCCGAGGUCGAGAAGGUCGUCAUCGGCCACCGUCGCGGAGCGGCGCUCAGAGCUCAACCCCCACGGCGGCGGCGAACACCUAAUCCGAUCCCCCGCAAAUCGAUUCGGCCGGAGGGAGGAAGGUCGGAGCCGGAGGGCGGAGAGGAGGAGGAGCGGUUCGGAUCGGAGGAGGAAAUGGUCGGGGAUGGGGGCGACACUCCUACCAGGUAUGAACUGUUGAGCAUGGUAAAGAAGCACUCCAAUUUGAUAGGGAAGACGAAUGUCGACGAGCAAGACGCUACGGAUGUGGAAAUGGAUCCGAAGUUCUGGCGUGAUGUUUUCGAUUUGUAUUUUAUCCGCGGGAAGGAGUCAAGGGGGCGGCAGGAUGACGACCUUUUGUUUUUUGUCAGAAAAAUGAGGACACAAGGUGAUCCAUUGAAUGAGAGUCCAGAUGGUGUAUCUCCCUACUUUGUACGCAGGUGGGCUUCUGAGUUGGAUAAGUUACUUGGCAAUAGUCACGAUGAAGUGGACUGGAGGCGCUCCUUUUAUUUGAAUUUGAUUGCACACACCUCCUUCACUGUGACAGUUGCAAUUUGCAGCCAUGAAGUCCUUAAGAACCAUCAGGCAGGACAAGAUACGCCACUGUCUCCAAUAUAUAAGGUUGUGAAAACUGUUUAUGCAUCUCCUAGUCGUGUCAAUUUCCAUUUGGACUCAAAAAAGGCAAUAGAGACAACACCUGCCUAUCCAGAUAUCUGUUUUGCUGUUGACGACUUUGACUCCACAUUUGAUGCAGUGGUCUUGUCAUCAACAGACCAUUGCUACUGUGUUCUACUAAAUGCUCAUGAUGGAGCAGCAUUUGCUUCCCAAAAGGAGCAAAAUGAUUGCAUUUCCAGUAGUGAUACUCCUCUACGAAUUGAAGCGAGUUCUGGCAACUCCAAGAGCAGUAAGAUUACCCUUUUUUCAGGAUUUGUCAGCUAUCAUAUGGUCAGAGAAGCAUACAAUGCUGGAAAGUCUCAAUUUGGGAGCCUCUGGUCACUUGGCCAUUCACCUGGCAAACAAGAUCGGCUUUACAUGAAAGGACCUGGAGGACGUGGGGAAGUUGAAGUUGCUGUCUCUGGUGUUGUUGAUCAAAGCAAUGAGGAUGUGGGCCCCUUUUCACCAGUUUCUGUAUCUAACAGAGGAUUCGGGAUUGGCUCAAUUGUUCGGAAAGCGGCAUCGGUGGCAUCUGUGGCGGCAAAGCAUGCGUAUGCUGCAGCCUCGGCCACCACUAGUCAUGAUGAUGAACUGAUGAUACCCCUAAAAUGCUGCUUGAUGUCUAUAUCUCUGCCAUGGGAACACAUUGCUUAUGAUCUUCUUUUCAAGGGACAUCCUCUAGUGAACUUAUAAGCACUCAGGAAAAUCAGACAAGGAAUACCUAUCUGCAAACGAAAGCUCGAGGGGACCAAUUUGUAAGAGAUGUAAGAGUGGAAUUGCUAGAUUGUGUUUUUUAAAUUUAGGUGAUCAUCUCUCUCUAAGUUAUGUGUUGGAAACAAAUGUAAUUGUGGUCAUAGAUCAGUGGACAAUCUAAAUUUGUAAUGUCAAGGGGAAAAAGGUAAUUUGCUAUCCCUAUGCUAUACCCUGAUUAGUUCCUCAGUUGAAUAGGCUCAAUUUUUCAUUGGGGGCAUGGUAAGACUAAUUUUGUACUCCCCCCUGAGCGUGAGCUAUCUUUUAAAAAUUGAAGACGAAAUAUUGGUCAA